AAGCAGCUCUCGGUUCGUGUUGUCACCAGCUGUGGCAAACUGCUUCUGGUCGGUGCGCCUUGUCGACGCUCAGUCCUUGUCUCUGGUUGUUUUUCUAGGCUGUAUUGUAUUCACUUGGUCUAUGACAGCGGUGCUCUCCGCUACAGAUGCGCUUCGGAGUCCUUUAAUGGCUUCAGUUGACGACAACCAGAUCAACUAUUCUUCCACAGAUUGGAAGACGAAAUACUAUGAAGUUGCCGACAUGCUUGCUGAAACCCGGGCUGAGCUCGACGAAUUUCACACCUCCAGCAAGGAGCUGGAAGAGGAGCUCAUCAAGGAAAUUGAACGGACAGAGAAGGCACAGCAAGAUCUCAAGGUCAAGAUUUCUCGUGUAGAGUCAGACAGAGAUGAAUGGAAGUCCAAGUUCAUGUCACUGCAGACAACCCACAACACAACCACGACUUCCUUGCAGCGCGAGUUGGAUACACUGAGACAGGAGUGUCAAAAGUUGAAGGUACAACUACGCGAACUCGAAAUGGGAAACGACGAUUUAGAGCGUAACGAACGAGCAGUCAGCUCUAGCUUGGCUGAUAUUGAAGCGAAAUAUUCUCGUGCUCUUGAAGAGAAGAUCCUCCUAGAGCACGAAUUGCUUGACAAAGCCCAUCUGGAAGAGGAGUGUCAGCGGUUGAAAGACGAAUUAAGAGACGCUGGGGUUGAAAUAUCUAUACUGCAAGACCAGCUCGCAGCACUCCAGUCUAAAGUUUCAGCUCCUGCUACAGAAUCUCCCGCAUCUGCCGCGCCCUCAACGUCACCCCAAAUUACACCAUCUUCUACAGAAGAGAAUUUACUCCACACUCCACCCCCACCUGAUCUUCAAUUAGCAGAAUUGUCUGCUCCCGGCAAAUCAUUAUCAACGCGCUCUCAUCCAUCAUCUGUGUCUUCUGGUUCAACCUCGGGGCACCCCAUUGCAUUGCCGCGAGCCCUUUUUCAGACGAACAGAAUCAAUACUGCCCAUUCUACUCCGCCCCCCAUCACCCGCUCAAGCACAUUGCCUGCUGUUCCCGCUCCGCGAAAUCCUUUUCGGCCACCGAUUCCUCGCCCGAAUUUUCCUUCCCCUUCGACACCCGUCGCUCAAGCAGCCAGUGCCAUCCCAAUGGUAGCAACGAAAAGUCGAGGAGUCCAGAUGGUUUCCGAAAUGCGAGCCAGGGUCAAGAACUUGGAGCAAAAGAUCCACACUCGAGUUCCUCGCCUUCGUAUGGGCAGCAGUGCUGGCAGACAAGGCGCAAAUGCCUUAGCUUUGCCUACGGUAAUGACGGCUUCUCCAGCUUCAGCUUCCUCUGGGCCCAAGACAGCCGCUUUCCGCACAGCUGCACUUGACUCCAAGCUCAACAAACCGACCCCUAAACGAUACAGUGCAGAUAUUGACACCAAGAAGAGUGAAGCUACGACACCUGAUCCGAACGCGUCCGGAUGGGUAUUGAUUAUGGACGAUACCCCUUCUCCAAUUAAGAAUUUGGAGAAAGAGCGCCGGCGAGUGUCCAGCCCUUCAGGGCCAAGUGCAUACCGUACUGGUCUUCCCAAGGCGUCUUCGCCCACAUUUUCAAAGCCCAACCCUCUGGCUCAGAGCACGGCUCGGCGACCACAAUCGCGCCUGUCUGGAGCGAGCAUGAGUACCAUUGCCACGGUCAGCUCGAUCCCGACGCCGUCCUCUCGGCCUACCACACCCACCUUCUUGCCUCUCCCCAUUUCAAGUUUGUAUUCGAACAGUCAUACACCUGGUAACACCUUGUUGAAACGGUCUGCUGGACCUGGAAUUGUUUCGUACGCGCUGCCAAAACGUUCGUCAUUGGGUUCUGGUACUCCCAGUUCUCCAACUCCAUCGUCAGACAGCGAGGCCAUGGGCCGGGAGCAACCUGCUCCCUACAACGCUAAGACUGACCAUCAUGUCGAGACGGAACUGACCUCCCGCGGAUCCUCCCGCAUACCCUCUUCUGUGAAUUCCUCUGUCCUGAGCCAGAGUAGGAUUGGACGACCUGCUGGAGUGGUAAAUGGACGAAAGAAUUUUGGGCUGCAACCUCCCGGUGAGGACAGCGGGGCAUACUUGGCUACGAACGGGAACAAGAAGAGCCGAGGAAGGUCGGGUAGCAGUACAUUUGGUUUGGGGCGCUAACAGUCCGCGCAAGCCGAACGAGUGACUUACAUACUUGACGUUCUCCAGAGCCCAGACUAUGGGCAGUGGUUGGAUAGCCUGGAGGGCUAAAUUCUACGUUUUUAUGACGACACCCGGGAUAAUGACAGAAUGCGCUAUGUACCACCCCACUGGUGCCCUGCUACCCGCUUUCGUUAUACAUAUACAACUUUCGUCUGCAGUAAGAUAUUACAGAUAGUGCCUUUUUUUUACUGAAUUUCCGUUCUUUUAUUGUUUCGUUUUCUUUUCUUUUACAGCUGGGCACCUGCAGAGGUCGUUGAUACCUAUGGUAUGUUCUAUGGUACAGUGAGCGGGAUGGGAU
Molecule: messenger RNA, 2489 nt
Organism: Pisolithus orientalis
Lineage: Eukaryota; Fungi; Basidiomycota; Agaricomycetes; Boletales; Pisolithaceae
Exons: 4
Coding region: 122-2149 (675 amino acids)
Biological process (GO): microtubule nucleation; chromosome segregation; mitotic centrosome separation
Cellular component (GO): centrosome; kinetochore; kinesin complex
Molecular function (GO): microtubule binding
Source: RefSeq, a predicted model, not a curated record